Cyphomyrmex costatus is the source of this 3123-nucleotide messenger RNA. RefSeq names its product transcriptional regulator ATRX homolog. Gene Ontology annotation, cellular component: nucleus. Gene Ontology annotation, molecular function: ATP binding; ATP hydrolysis activity. Bases 11 to 2941 code for a protein of 976 amino acids. The transcript is spliced from 13 exons. NCBI's taxonomy places the organism in Eukaryota, Metazoa, Arthropoda, Insecta, Hymenoptera, Formicidae. The record is from RefSeq and is a predicted model, not a curated record.
CGCUGCAUACAUGAUCCAGCAUGACCCCAUGCCCUCCAUGAUCAGCGAUUCCGAUGAAAGUGAUUCUUUCGAGUUUAAAAAGAAAAACAAGAGGAAGACCAUGCGAAGAAUCUUUAGUUCAGAUUCAGAAACGUCAGAAAAUGUAGAUCUUAAUAACUCUUUUAAAGCUUCAAAUAUACAAAAUUUAAACAAUUCAAACAGCACGAGAAAAGAAAAGAAGAAAUUGAAACGAAAGAGAAAUGAUUCAUCAAGUACAGAUUCUUCGCUUGUAAAGAAACCAAAAUUGAGAGAGAAACGAAAGCAAAUCAAGAAAAUGGCAUUUAAUUUCGACAAUAAUAAUGAAGAAAUGGACUUGCAAAGAGGUGGUCGAAAAAAUAUACGAAAAGUUUUAAAAGCCACGCAAGUUACAAAAGAUACAAAACUAGUUGCUAAAGAAGAACAGAAGAGGCUUAAACGUAUCGUUAAACGUCAAGCUCUGUACAAUAAGAUGUAUGAGAUGGAACUUGACAAAGAAGAGAAAGUGGAUAAGCUCGUUUUAGAUUUCGAUACAAAAACGAAACAAGAGCUCGUUAUCGUGCAUGACGAAUUGGUGAAGCAUCUGAAACCACAUCAAGCGCAAGGCAUUAAAUUUAUGUGGGACGCUUGUUUCGAGUCUCUAGAAAGAGUGAAGACUACAUCCGGAUCUGGAUGUAUACUCGCGCACUGCAUGGGUUUGGGCAAAACGUUGCAGAUGAUCGCUCUGACUCAUACACUUCUCACUCACGAAACAAACAUCAAGACAGUACUGAUAGUUUGCCCAUUAAACACAGUACUUAAUUGGCUAAAUGAAUACGAAAUAUGGCUGAAGGAUUUGAAUGAUAUCGAAGUGUACGAAUUAACAAAUUUUAAGAAGAAUGUUGAGAGGCGAAAUGAACUGCAAAGAUGGCAAAAAACCGGAGGUGUUAUGAUCAUUGGUUAUCAAAUGUUCCGUAUUCUUACGAAUUCAAAUAAAAAGAUCCGGAAAAAUAUGAAGAAUGUAAUGUUGGAAUGCUUAGUUGAUCCAGGUGCUGAUCUUAUUGUCUGUGAUGAAGGCCAUGUAUUAAAAAAUGAUGAUACUGCUUUAAGUAAAUGCAUAAAAAACGUGAAAACAUUGAGACGCAUAGUACUUACUGGGACACCACUACAGAAUAACUUAAUAGAAUAUCAUUGUAUGAUGCAAUUUGUAAAACCCAAUUUGCUAGGUACAAAGAAAGAAUUUUUAAACAGAUUUGUAAAUCCUAUACAAAACGGUCAGUUCGACGAUUCUACCACUUCUGAUGUUAAAUUAAUGAAACAACGUGCGCAUGUAUUGCACAAAAUAUUAGAGGGUAGCGUACAGAGAUUUGAUUACUCCAUUCUUACACCGUUUCUGCCGCCCAAACAAGAAUAUGUUAUUUUUGUCAGACUGACAGAUACGCAAAUUAAAAUGUAUCAAUAUUAUUUACAUAAUCUCGCCAAAUUUAGAUCUGGUCAAAUAGUUCGACGAUUCUUUACUGAUUUUCAAGCAUUACAAAGAAUCUGGACGCAUCCCUUAGCUCUACGUCUAAAUACAGAGAAAAUAGAAAAAGCAAAUGAGAAAAAAGAGCUUGAAUUUGUCAGCGAAUCAGAGGGUUCGUUCAACAUAGAUGACGAUUCUAUGGAUACUGAGAAUACCAACAAUACUGAUACAGAGAGUACCAGCAAUAGCGAUUUGAGCAAUGACAAUGACAUUCAGGCGAGCGAUGAUAAAAAAAAUAAUGAAAAUAUUCCUAGACGUAGAACAAGAAAUAAUCCUGGCAAAGAGACAGAGGAAUCGGAGCAAGACACUCGAGAAGUGGUCACAGAAUGGUGGUCACAGUUUGUACAACCUGAGCAUUUUGAAGACAUGAGAGUGUCAGCUAAAUUAUUACUUCUCUUCGGAAUUCUAAAAGAAUGUGAACAGAUCGGUGAUAAAGUGCUCGUAUUCUCGCAAUCUCUAUAUUCUCUCACCUUAAUCGAGGAAUUUUUAAGAAAAAUAAAUGAUCAGACUCAAAACGGUGCAUCCUGUGAUACCCUCGAUAAUCAUAUCGGAAGUUGGUCCUUAGGACUCGAUUACUUCCGAUUAGAUGGUCAAACUUCAGCUAAAAAUCGAGAUAUAUGGUGUAAAAUCUUUAACAGCCCCACCAAUAUGAGAGCGAGAUUGUUUCUCAUAUCCACACGUGCUGGAGGAUUGGGAAUAAACUUAAUUGCAGCGAACAGAGUGAUUGUAUUCGAUGCUAGUUGGAAUCCCUCUCAUGACGUACAAAGCAUAUUUCGGAUGUAUAGAUUUGGACAAAAAAAGCCGUGCUAUGUAUAUCGAUUUCUCGCUACGGGAACGAUGGAGGAAAAGAUUUACAAUCGUCAAGUUGUGAAACUCUCGCUUUCCUGUCGUGUCGUUGAUGAACAACAGAUUGAACGGCAUUACACCAAUCAGAAUUUAAACGAGUUUUAUAUGUUUGAGGGAUAUGAUAAAAAAAAACCUAUAUUAAAUUUACCUAAUGAUAGACUACUAGCAGAGAUAUUUCUAAAGUUCAAGGAUAUCGUGGAAAAUUAUCACGAGCAUGACUCUCUAUUGGAGAACAAGGCUGAAGAAGAAUUAAACGAAGAGGAACGCAAACAAGCUUGGUUAGAAUAUGAAGAGGAAAAGAAGAGGAAAUCGUUAACAAAUUCGAUAAUGAAUACAGCUUCAUUGAAUGAAGACAAUACGCUUCUACAGCAAUGUUUGAUGAUGAACUUUUUAAAUUCUAACACGCCUGAAAAUAAGUUUAAACAUGAAAAUCGCCAACAGCCUAUUCAUAAAGAACAUAUUUCACAGUUGAGUAAAUCGCUUUUGGAGCAAUCAAUAAACGCGGAUAAAUCUGCACAACCUGUGCAACUAAGCGGUGCACAGACUGGAAAUUUAUUUUCAAAUGUAUUUACAAAUUGAAAUAUCUCGUCGACUGACAAUAUAGGUGGAAACACGAACCGAUAGAGGUGAUUUCUAUUACAAGUAAUAUAAGAAUAAAAUGAGCGGAAUGAGUACAAAUAGUUGCGCAAUGAAUUGAUAACAGUAAAAUCUAGAAGGAAUAGAGUUUAUACAUGAAUUUAUUUUUUUACGAAAUAGUAUUA